AUGAAGAUCAUUCUAUUGAUUUUCUUGAUUGGAGCCACAUUUGCUAGAGAUGAAGGCUUUUUCGCUUAAUUAAGGAAUAGUGAUUUUGGAAAAACAAUCAUCUAAACACUUUAAGUUUAAUUAUCUCAAGAACAUCCAGCAGACACAGUUGUUCAUCUCUUGAAAUAAAUGAAAGAUGACCUAAACAAUGAAUAAAGAGUAGAAGAUGAAGAAAUAACUGGAUAAUUGAAAACAUGUUAAGAAGCUUCAAGUGCUGCAGUUGCUGUAUUAACUAUUGCUAAAGAACGUAAAGCUACAUCAGAAGAAAGACUACCCUUACUAUAAUAGGAAUAAAAUGAUAAGAAACAAUAAUUAUUUGAUAAGUAAGGAGAAGAAUAAAGAAAUUUGGAUAGAAUUUCUGUAUUAUAAGAAGCAAGAAAUGUUUAAAGAGUAAUUAAUUAUAAAAUUAAAUUAGCAAGAAUUUGAGUAAAGAAGAGAUGAAUUAGUAGGAUUAGUUUCUGCAUUAUAAGAAGCAAAGAAAAUUUUAUCUUAAGGAAUUGGGGCUUUGAAAAAGAAUAGUUUUGUUUAACUUAAAAAUCAUCAUGAAAACUUUUUAAAAUAUUUCCCAAAUAAGAAAGGAUUUCAUAGUAUGGUUGAUGUACUCUUAACUGUUUUAUAAGAAGAAAAUACACAAGAAAAUGCUGCAUAAAAAGUUGUUAAAAUUAUUGAUACUCUUGUUGAUAGCAUCUUUUAAGUAUAAAAAGAAGAAAUGAAAGCAGAUGAUGCUAGAGAAUUAGAUUUUUAAACAUAAAAAGAAAGAUUACUUUUAGCAAAUCGAAGAUUGUCUGGAAGUGUUGCUGAUUUAAAUGCAGCUAAUGAAAGAAUUGGAUAAAAAAUAUUAGAAAUCAAAAAUGAUAUUUCAAUUCAAGAUUCUGUAUUUAUUAGUUUAUAAUUUUAAGAUUAUUUUCAAUAAAUCAACAGAAUAGGCAGAUUGGGAUUAGACAUGUAAUGAUACUGAAAAGGCACAUAGACAAUAAACUGAAUAAAGGUAAUUUAAUUAAUUAUAAAAUAGAAAUGCUUAAUUAGCCAUUAUUGUUGAAUGCAUUGAUAUCUUUGAAACAAGAUUCGAUAUGGAAACAAAAAGCUACAUAUAACGCCUUAGAUUCUGAAU
Molecule: messenger RNA, 1150 nt
Organism: Paramecium pentaurelia
Lineage: Eukaryota; Ciliophora; Oligohymenophorea; Peniculida; Parameciidae
Source: the annotation of a GenBank genome assembly